GAUUUAUAAUUUCUAUAGAGAAAGGGUCGGGGCGCCUGGGCCCACGCAGAGGAGGGCUGGUACGUCUUUAAACCUCUGCCCGCUGCUUAGUCACAGCCCCCCUCGCUUGGGUGUGUCCUUUGCUCGCUCCCUCCCUCUUCCCUCUUAGGUCACUCGAAUAAAAGCUGCAGCCAACUUCCGAGGCGCCCUCAUUGCCCAUCGGUACCCCAACCUCUAACAGGUUCCGGCCGCCCUCCACGCCCUGUUCUCCGCCGUCCCCCGCCCAGCGCGCCGGGACCCUCCAGCUCCACUCGCUUGCUCUCUCUCUGUCCGCUCCGACACCAUGGACAAGUUUUGGUGGCGCGCAGUCUGGGGACUCUGUCUCGUGCAGCUGAGCCUGGCGCAGAUCGAGUUGAAUGUAACCUGCCGAUAUGCAGGCGUAUUCCAUGUGGAGAAAAACGGUCGCUACAGCAUCUCACGGACGGAGGCUGCUGACCUCUGCAAGGCUUUCAAUUGCACCCUGCCCACCAUGGCCCAGAUGGAGAAGGCCCUGAAAGCAGGGUUUGAGACCUGCAGGUACGGGUUUAUAGAAGGGCAUGUGGUGAUUCCUCGGAUCCACCCCAACUCCAUCUGUGCUGCAAACAACACAGGGGUGUACAUUCUCACCUCCAACACCUCCCAAUAUGACACAUAUUGCUUCAAUGCUUCAGCACCAGACGUAGAAGACUGUACAUCAAUCACAGACCUGCCCAAUGCCUUUGAUGGACCAAUUACCAUAAGUAUUGUUAACCGUGAUGGCAGCAGAUACGUCCAGAAAGGAGAAUACAGAACUAACCCAGCAGACAUCAACUCUAGCAACUACACCAACUCUACUGAAGAUGACAUCACCAGCGGCUACUCCAGUGAAAAAAGCCCUUCAAUAGAUUACAUCUUCCACACCGACCUUACAACUGCAUACCCGACCCAAGAAAAAGACCGUCCCCGGGUGUCCGGCAGCCCAGAGAAAACACCCACUACCAGUAUGGAUUCAAAUCUCAUCUCAGCAGGCUGGGAGCCAACUGAAGAAGACGAAAGAGACAAACACCCCAUUCAUUCUGGAUCAGGCAUUGAUGAUGAUGAAGAUUUUAUCUCCAGCACCAUUUCAACCACACGACGGGUUUUUGACUACCCCAGCCCGAAUGAGGAUUUGCAGCAAUGGAGCCCAGACGUUUUAAAUCCAGAAAUAUUACUUCAGACAACUGCAAGGAUGACUGAUGUGGACAGAAGUAGCACCAGCGAUUAUGAAGAAGGCUGGACCCAGGAACCACACUCUCCUCUCAUUCACCACGAGCAUCCCGAGGAAGAGGAAACUCAGCAUUCUGCAAGCACAACCCCGGCAACCCCUAGUAGUGCAACAGAAGAAACAGCUACCCAGAAAGAGCAAUGGUUUACGAAUGGAUGGCAUGGGGAAUAUCCCCAAACGCCCAAAGAAGACUCUCAUUCAACAGCAGGCACAGCUGCCUCAUCCCAUGACAACCAUCCAGAUCAAAGAAUGACAACGCAGAGUCAAGAGGACAGUUCCUGGACUUAUUCCUUCAACCCAAUCUCACAUCCAAUGGGACGAGGUCAUCAAACAGAAAAAACAACGGAUAUGGACUCCAGCCAUAGUACAACACUUCAGCCAUCUGCAGAUCCAAACACAGGUUUGGUGGAAGACUUGGACAGGAUAGGACCUCUUUCAAUAACAACUCAACAGAGCCAUACUCAAAGAUUGGCUACAUCACAUGAAGGCUUGGAAGAAGAUAAAGACCAUCCAAUGACUCCUACUCCAACAUCUAGCAAUAGGAAUGAUGGAGGAGGUGAAAAUCUUGCCGAAGACUCAACUGCUUCAGUGGAAGGUUAUAGUCCUCAUUCUCCAGACACAAACGAGUAUAGGACCCUCAUCCCAGUGACUCCUGCUAACACUGGGUCCCCUGGAGUUUCUGAAGUUACUGUUGUUGGAGAUUCCGUCUCUAACGUUGAUAGUUCCUUAUCAGGAGACCAAGACUCUGACCCCAGUGGGAAGGGCCACACCACUCAGGGAUCUGAAUCAGCUGGACACUCAAGUGGGAGUCAAGGUGGGGCCAACACGACCUCUAGUCCUAUGAGGAAACCUCAAAUUCCAGAAUGGCUGAUCAUCUUGGCAUCCCUUCUGGCCCUGGCUUUGAUUCUCGCCGUUUGCAUCGCUGUCAACAGUAGAAGAAGGUGUGGGCAGAAGAAAAAGCUGGUGAUCAACAAUGGAAAUGGAGCUGUGGAGGAGAGAAAGCCAAGUGGACUCAACGGGGAGGCCAGCAAGUCUCAGGAGAUGGUGCAUUUGGUGAACAAGGAGCCCUCAGAGACCCCCGACCAGUGUAUGACAGCCGAUGAGACCCGGAACCUGCAGAAUGUAGACAUGAAGAUUGGGGUGUAACCCCUACACCAUGAUCUUGGAAAAAAAUGACACGUCACCCUUACAGGGAGCUGGGACACUACUCAGAUGCAAUGUGCUACUGAUUAUUUCAUUUCGGUUCUUUUUUUAGCAUAAAAUUUUCUACUCCUUUUUGUUUUUUUGUGUUAUGUUUUUUUAAAGUCCAUCCAAUUUAUAAGAACAGCAUUGCUUUCUGAAAUGAUGGCCCAAUCAACAAGAAUUUGACGGUUCCAGUUCCCACCUAGAAGCCUCUCACUCCCUGGGGUGUGCUAUGGACAGCUUCUAGCAAAAGCCACAAAUCCCUCUUCCCAGUCCCAACCUUCUUCCCACCCCACCUCCCAGGCGAUAGCCACAUGCUAAAGACAUCCCCAGGGCUAGGAGGGAUUGGUUCCUGGGAGGAAGUUGGAAUGGGUCCAUAUUGCCCCUCCAGCAAUCCAGUCCCUGGGCGUCGCUUUCCAGUGGGGUAGGAGAUCGGGUGUACUGGUUAUACAUCCCCUUCUACAGACCCUCUGGAAAAUUUUCAGAUGCUUCUGGAAAUGCCCAAAGGAGGAAGCUAUUUAUCUGUAGUAAGCUAUUUAUCUGUGUUUUUGAAAUAUUAAACCCUGGAGGUCCUUUGAUCAGUAUGAUUUUUGUUUUGUUUUGUUACUUCGUCACAGGCAUAAAGGGGUUUAUGCUGAUUCAUAAUAAAUAUCUGUACUUCUUUCACUGUAA
Molecule: messenger RNA, 3115 nt
Organism: Rhinolophus ferrumequinum (greater horseshoe bat)
Lineage: Eukaryota; Metazoa; Chordata; Mammalia; Chiroptera; Rhinolophidae
Gene: CD44
Product: CD44 molecule (Indian blood group)
Exons: 17
Coding region: 323-2407 (694 amino acids)
Biological process (GO): cell adhesion; inflammatory response; positive regulation of ERK1 and ERK2 cascade
Cellular component (GO): macrophage migration inhibitory factor receptor complex; basolateral plasma membrane; plasma membrane
Molecular function (GO): cytokine receptor activity; hyaluronic acid binding
Source: RefSeq, a predicted model, not a curated record